Rubroshorea leprosula is the source of this 2078-nucleotide messenger RNA. The record is from the annotation of a GenBank genome assembly. Lineage: Eukaryota; Viridiplantae; Streptophyta; Magnoliopsida; Malvales; Dipterocarpaceae.
AAACGAGUAGACUUGCUCAACAUGACCCAUGUAAUAAUUCAGAUCAGCACACUCACCGAACAGGAGGGUGAGAAAUUGAUGUUAUUGGAGGAAGCCGUUGGAGAUCUUCAUGUCACCGCCACCAGUCCAUUAAAUGCGACAUCAACCAAGCCAUUGAUACAAAAGGCUAUGCCUGCACUGCGCGAGCUUUACAAUGAGAAGACAACCAAGCCAUUGAUACAAAAGGCUAUGCCUGCACUGCGCGAGCUUUACAAUGAGAAGACAAUCGAUCAACAUUUCAAACCAAUUUCUUUUUCAUUUGGUCCCCUCCACCAUGUGAAAAAGCUUACACAGGGCUCGACAUUUGAAAAGGCUGAGAAGUUCAAGCGACGACUCGCGGCGAUGUUCAUCAGCUAUAGCGGGAAUCAGAAGGAAGUUCUCUACGAAAAUGUCAAGAAGGAGAUACACAGCUUGAGGAACUGCUAUGACCCCAUCGAAGUUGUUGAUUGGGAAGAUGAGGAGUUGGCUUGCAUGUUCCUUGUGGAUGGCUGUGCUUUGUUGCAUUUCAUAUUGCUUGCCGUCCAAGGUACGUGGGAGGAGUUGGGUGGUAAGAAUGAUCAAUGCCUCUUUAUGAUUCAUGAUUUAUUCUUACUUGAGAACCAACUGCCCUUCCAACUCCUUGAGAUAUUGAUAUACUCCUGCAUCGAAGACCCACAUGAACGAAGACGAAGUCAUCGGGAGGAAUUGAAGGAUUCGAUCGCCAAAUUCAUCAACAAGCCUCUCUUGAGUCCGGUCAAGGAAAUAUCAAUACCAAUUUAUGAUCAGGGUGAUUCUCAGACUCAUCAUUGUCAGCGACAACGACAAGAAGAGCCUGUUCAUCUUCUGGCACUGUUGCGAAGAAAAUUGAUAGGACAAGGAGUCAAAUCAAAAGAGAAGCCGAAGGAAAAGGAUGGUCUUCUGGAGAAACUGAUGAGGAAAUGGUGCUCUUCUGAUAAUAAAAUCAGAGAACUGCCCUCACUUCGCAACGUAAAGGAGCUGAAAGCCAAAGGUAUUCGUUUUAAACAGAGGGAAAAGAUUGAUGGCAUCACAGACAUUGAUUUCAACCACCGUUCUUGCAUGCCAACCCUUAGGCUGGCUCCCAUUUUAAACCAACUGCCCUUCCAACUCCUUGAGAUAUUGAUAUACUCCUGCAUCGAAGACCCACAUGAACGAAGACGAAGUCAUCGGGAGGAAUUGAAGGAUUCGAUCGCCAAAUUCAUCAACAAGCCUCUCUUGAGUCCGGUCAAGGAAAUAUCAAUACCAAUUUAUGAUCAGGGUGAUUCUCAGACUCAUCAUUGUCAGCGACAACGACAAGAAGAGCCUGUUCAUCUUCUGGCACUGUUGCGAAGAAAAUUGAUAGGACAAGGAGUCAAAUCAAAAGAGAAGCCGAAGGAAAAGGAUGGUCUUCUGGAGAAACUGAUGAGGAAAUGGUGCUCUUCUGAUAAUAAAAUCAGAGAACUGCCCUCACUUCGCAACGUAAAGGAGCUGAAAACCAAAGGUAUUCGUUUUAAACCGAAGGAAAAGAUUGAUGGCGUCACAGACAUUGAUUUCAACCACCGUUCUUGCAUGCCAACCCUUAGGCUGGCUCCCAUUUUAGUGGAGGACCAGACCAUACCAAUUUUGCUGAACUUGAUAGCAUACGAGAUGUGUUCAGAUAUAAACGAGUGUGAGAUCACCUCGUACAUAGCCUUUCUCGAAUCCUUGAUCGAUAGUGGGGAGGAUGUGAAGGAACUGAGAGAUGCACGUGUGCUGUUCAACAAACUUGGAAGCGAUGAAAAUUUAGCAGAGAUGUUCAACAAGAUCAGCAAGUACCUGGCGCCGAAUCCUGAGAAGUACAAAGGCUUGAAAGGUCGUAUCCAAGACCACUGCGACUUAGUAUGGGCCAGCGACGUUGCUUACUUCUAUAACACCUAUUUCAGGACUCCCUGGAGCUUCUUGGUCUUCCUCAGUGCCGUAGCCGGUCUCCUUAUGACAGCUCUGCAGACUUAUAGGAGCUUCAACAAACCAACUGGCUCCACUCGACAUUAAUAAUUGCUAUUACCAUCCCUACUUAGUUUGAU